Molecule: messenger RNA, 2364 nt
Organism: Clonostachys byssicola
Lineage: Eukaryota; Fungi; Ascomycota; Sordariomycetes; Hypocreales; Bionectriaceae
Source: the annotation of a GenBank genome assembly
AUGAGUGAGGUAGUCGGCGCGACUAAGCUCCCGACGGAAAUGUGGAUGGUCGUUGUGGAGCAUCUCAAGCGCCCGUGGGAUGUCGCCGCCUUGGCCCAAACGUGCCGCCGCCUUCAUGAUGUCGUUAAUCCUCUCCUCUACGAGCAUGCCGCCGAGCACGGCUACGACCUCAGAGCCCUGGUCUGGGCCAUCCGGUUUCGUUUGCACAGCACGCUGAGCCACGCCCUCGCUGCAGGUGCCGACCCCAACAGAGUGUGGCGGUAUUUUAAACCUGGAGCUACGCAGAGCGCUCCCUCUUUUGACGAGUGUAUUGGCGCUGUGUCCAGGGCAGCCCAGUCUGACUUCAGUCUCGUCUAUCCGCGGCCUUACUGCUCCCCGCUGCACCUCGCCGCGUCCUUGGGCGACACCGAGGCCAUGGGAAUGUUGCUUGACCAUGGUGCCGAGCCUUAUGCCGGCUCGUCGAGGGUUUGCAGGUGCUACGACAUUCAGCAUUUUGCAGAUUCGGGCCAUACCUCUUCUUUCAUCAAUCAAUCGCCACGAAAUCCAAGAUGGACCCCGGCUCACGUUUCUAUAUGUACAGGGAACAUCAGAGCCUUCGAACUCCUGUCCUCCAGAGGAGGUGGCGUCGAAAUGCAGAGCAUUGAUCCAGAUCCGCGGACGCCUUAUUGUGCACUGACUCCUCUCCACACCGCUGCCAUGUCUGGCCAGGCUGAGAUGCUGGAGUGGUUGCUGAAAUCCGACCGCGAGUAUGACGUGGACGCCCUUGAUUUCAGUGGUAAAACGCCUCUGGUCUAUGCCUACUACGCUCAUCACUGGGACUGUGUCACUCUUUUGGUUCGCAACGGCGCGGAUAUCAACAGAGACCACAGGAUAACUUUGAUGCAAGAGGGGCAGGGAUACGACCCCAUCCACAUAGUCGAGGAUGAUGUCGAUUUCUUAUCACAAGGGACACUUUUGGAAGAUGCAAUGAUGCCAGCCAGGUUCGAAGAUGCCCUCCGGCUCCUCGAUCUCGGAGCUGAUCCCGUUAUCACGGACCGAACGCUUCGAAUCGGAAAUUCCCUAAUUCACAAGCUAUGCCUCUAUCCAUGGUACACCAUCCCGUGGGACACCGCCAGAUGGGAAAGCAGGCCUGUACAUGCCGCCGGGAUGAAGCUCCUCAACCACUUCCUAGAUUUAGGCCUCAACUUUCGCCAGAGCGAAAGGUAUCCGCCGCUGAUGUACGGUGAGGGGCUUGAAUUAGGAUACACAGCUCUAGGCUAUGCAGCUCGCGCCGGCAACUUGCACGCAGCUCAGAGACUGAUUCAGGCUGGUGCAGAUGUUGAUGGGAAUCCAGAGCAGGACAUGUGCACGCCCCUGGCCUGCGCGUGCAAAUAUUCAGCAGGCAAGCCGGUAAUGGAGAUGGUGACUCUUCUGGUCAAGGCAAGCGCCUCCGUGAACCGACUCAGGCCCCAAUCAGAAGGUCCUCUAUGGGUCAUUCAUCGGGCUUUUGAUGAAUACGGUCCUGCCCCUGGGAACAUAAUAGACAAGGUGACAGACUAUCUCCUAAAGCUGGGUUCCAACCCUGGGAGAGGCACAUCCAAUGGUGAUGAUGCGUACUACACCGCUCUGGACUAUGAGCUGCUGGCUGGCAACUUGGAAAGAUUUGAGUACCUUCUCGCGAAAUCUGCAGAGGGUUCAAUCGGGGAUGAUGAUUUCAUCGGCUUCUGGAAGGCGAACAAAACGCGCCCUUACAAAGACAACACCCCAUAUCUCCUCAAGCUCGACAAGAAAGGCUUGAUCGCGAAGAAAGACCCGACCGUUCUGCCAUUCAUCAUUUGCCGACCUCAGCUUGACCCUGAGCUUGUGGACCACCUUCUCGAGCUGGGUGUCGACCCCAACGUCACCUGGUCGGGCAACACUCCGCUAGGGUGCAUCCUGCAGCAAACUAACGUGAAAGAGUCGAUAAUGCUGCGCGUAGUCAAGAGCCUCCUGAAAUUUGGAGCCUCAAUCUUCCUUCCGAUGGAGCCGAUGUACUUGACAGAACUUGACGCUGGAGCUCCUCAAACUCCACUGGCCCUAGCUGUCCACAUGCGGGAUACAUCCUUUGAAGUUCUCGAGGUUUUGUUGGAACAUCAGCCCUUGAAAGACGCCCCCCCGGAUGUCGAUCCAUUUGAGUACAUUCUGCAGGCUUCUAUGGCGGGAAACACAAAGGCGCUUGCCGCUCUCUUCGCUUCACUGGGUGCCUCGUCCCCCGUCCGGCAAGCACAAGCCACCAACAUGGUCCAUCGCGUGCUCGAUGCGAUGUUCUCGUUCGGCAUGGUGCCGAUCUGUCCGUUGAAGCGUCCGAGCAAUUCCUCGAUGGUCGAACAGGAACCGAAACGUUGA